UGGGUCUAACCAUAACGGGUCGCUCAGCCGAGACCCGAAUCUCUUGGAGCUAAGAGUUUCUUGUAAAGUCUAAUAAUAAAAUCUAACAACGUUGAAUAUUAAACUCUUAUCGAGACAGAAGUUAAUCGAGUUCGGAAACAUUGUGAGGAUACUCGACCCUCCAAGAGAAAAAAGUAAUUAAACAUCGAUUCAUCGAUCGAACUUCGCCCAUCCCUAGUGACAGCUGAGUUGGAUGAAAGCGAUCGCGUCGGCGGCGAUUUGCGACUUAGCCGCAAUUUUGUAACAGGUAGCUGGGAUUUAAAAGACCACGUACGUCUACACAUUUUGAAAAGCUUUGUCGAGUUCGCGUUAGGACGAUUCCUCUGGCACUGUCGGAGUAGCCGAGAGAACAAGAAAGAGAUUUAAACAUGGUAGUGCUUAGCAAUUUCCUAACGCCACAGGAAGGAAUACGUCAUGAGGAGCAGAAUACUACAGUAUAUAUCAAUGAUAGAGAAGUAGGAAAGGGUACUUUCUAUAUCACAGAAAGCGUUCUUUCUUGGGUGAACAGUGACACACAACAGGGAUUUUCACUUGAAUAUCCUCAUAUUUCACUACAUGCUAUUUCUAGAGAUGAACAAGUUCAUCCUAGACAAUGUUUAUAUGUUAUGGUGGAUGGCAAAGUGGAUCUCCCAGACAUGCCAUUACCAUUAUCGCCUGAUAACAGCUCAGAAAAUGAGGACGACGAUGGAGAUACUCCAAUCACGGAAAUGCGAUUUGCGCCGGAUAAUACGAAUAAUUUAGAAUUAAUGUUUCAAGCGAUGAACGCAUGCCAAGCACUUCAUCCUGACCCGCAAGACAGUUUCUCGGAUGAGGAUAUUUAUGAAGACGCUGCGGAAGACUAUGGAGAGUACAGUGAGGAAGUGGGCGCUGGCGAUGCUCCUUAUAUUUUGCCAGAGCAAAUGGGGACCAGUCAUAACGGAUCGGAGGCGGAAGAAGCUAUGGAUGUUGAAGCGGGUCAAUUCGAAGACGCGGAGGAAGAUCCGUAAAUUGUGACCUUUAGGUCCGAAUGGCAUUUAGUGUUAAUUUACACGAUUACCAAUUUCAUAUAUUUCGGUAGGUAUAUGUGACAUCGUUAUUGCAAGACUUACGUAUGAAACGUAAAGCACCUAAACAUUUAUUUAUAUUCAUUUUGUACAUGAUGAUAAUUUCUUAGAAAAUAAAUAAUUGUACAUCAAU
Messenger RNA from Odontomachus brunneus, 1215 nucleotides. RefSeq names its product methylosome subunit pICln (gene icln). The record is from RefSeq and is a predicted model, not a curated record. The transcript is spliced from 6 exons. Gene Ontology annotation, biological process: spliceosomal snRNP assembly; mRNA cis splicing, via spliceosome; cell volume homeostasis. Bases 408 to 1025 code for a protein of 205 amino acids. Lineage: Eukaryota; Metazoa; Arthropoda; Insecta; Hymenoptera; Formicidae. Gene Ontology annotation, cellular component: cytosol; plasma membrane; pICln-Sm protein complex.